GGACCACGAAAACAAGUUAGUGAAGCCUCAGUCUGAACGCACCCACCGGAGUCGGUCCAACACGAGAGAAACACGCCAAAGUCAACAAACUCGAUGUUAUGACACAGAUUUAGGAACUUUUUACGGACUUUCUCCUGACAUACACCGAAUUUAGGACUUUUAAAAACGACGCGCUUUAUCUCGCUUUUCACGUAUCGGUGAUGCCCGCUGGUAUGUUCAGUAUCGACAGUAUCCUGGCCGGGAGACCCACUUGCAAGGACUCGGUGCUCCUCCAUCGGAAUCCCCCAGUGGUGUUCUCGAACCUCACGGAUUCCAUCUACACCGCUACCGAUUAUAAUGGACUCUACUCGCACGCAACUGGACCUUCUCCCCCGGGCAUCCAGGCGGUGAACGGGACUAGAAUAGGAUAUAAUAACUAUUAUUACGGACAACUGCAUGUGCAGGGCCCCAAUGGCCCUGCGUGCUGCAGCGCUAUCCCAACCCUCGGCUCGCAACAGUGCCCGUGUAUUCCAACAGGUAGAUUGCCCUUCUUAAAAGUUAAAAACUCUGCAUGUUCCUUUGGUGAUGGAAAAUAUAACGUUGCCUGUAAUAAUAUAAUAAUAAUAAUAUAAUAAUAUAAUAUGCCAUUUAGCAGACGCUUUUAUCCAAAGCGACUUACAGUCAUGCGUGCAUACAUUUUUGUGUAUGGGUGGUCCCGGGGAUCGAACCCACUACCUUGGCGUUUCAAGCGCCGUGCUCUACCAGCUGAGCUACAGUAAUGACACUUAAAAGUUAAAACGUUAGGUUUAUAGGGGAUGGUAGAUAUACUGUAAAUUGGUUGGUGUGUUAACUUAUGAAUGCGCCCAUUGCACAAAAUUACAAAAACAGUCAUUUUGGUACCUACUGUAUAUAGCCUAUCUAAGAAGCCUAUCUGUUGGAUAGCCUACUCUAAUUCAGUUGAACUUUUACGCAUUAACUAAAACUUUGUGUAGAUGGGAACAUGGGAUGCGUAGGCUAUAUCAUACAUGUGUAAAAGUGUUGUUUUUGGUUUGUGCUGAGUUUUUUUUCGUUUGGUUAAUUUGUGAUUUUGUCUGUAGGCCUAUUGGGUGUGGUGCGAAAUUAAUUGCCUAAUUUCCUAAUGUAAUCUUUGUUUAUUUCUCCAUGCAGGUUAUGACAGCACAGGCUCCGUGCUCAUCUCUCCCGUCCCGCACCAGAUGAUGUCCUAUAUGAACGUGGGCACCUUGUCUCGGACCGAGCUCCAGCUCCUGAACCAGCUCCACUGCCGACGUAAGCGGAGACACCGAACCAUCUUCACCGACGAGCAGCUCGAGGCCCUGGAAAACCUUUUUCAGGAGACCAAGUACCCUGACGUCAGCACACGGGAACAGCUCGCGCGGAAAGUGCACCUACGGGAGGAGAAGGUCGAGGUGAGUGCAUGCACGGGCCAGUGUUGCUGGCUGUCCAUCCCCCCAUAUACAUUAGGCUGCGUUAAUUUUCAGAAUAUAUGUGAAGGAUCUCUCCACAUUUUAAGAAAAAAAUAUAGGUAUCAAUACAGAACGUUCGUUUCACAUUGUAACAAAUUACACUCAUAGGCCUACGUGAAAGGACACAUUCUAUCCAAGCGUUAUACGCACAUAGUAAUAGCGAUUGUUCUCGUCUUUCUAGUGCCAAAAAUAUAUUCGAUUAAGCCCAAAUUACGUUACAAUUACUUUACAACACGGUCUAACAAAUAUUUCAUACAAAUUACAAAUAUUGUAUCUUCUAUUUUCGCAUAGGUGUGGUUCAAAAACAGACGAGCGAAAUGGAGAAGGCAGAAAAGGUCGUCCUCGGAAGAAUCUGAAAACUCACAGAAAUGGAACAAAUCGACGAAAAUAGCCACAGAAAAAACCGAGGAAAGCAAAAGUGACGUGGAUUCUGACAGCUGAUAUUGGUCUAACACACAAAAAAGAGAAAAGACCGUUGGUUGCAUAUAUGCGCAAAUCUUGCAGAUAUACACCAAUACAUACAAGAUUUUGACUUUUUGUACAUAGUGUAAAUGUCAUGUGGACUGAAGUAAUGAAAUGUGUUGCCAUGAUGUUGCACAGUUGUAUAGUAAAUAUUACUUUUAUUAUUGCUAUGGGGUAGGCUAUUUAUAUUUAAUUUAAAGUUUAAUGUUAUGCAUACCAUCCCGAAGAUGUGGUGUGCCAGGAGCCUGGACCAAUUUUCUGGUGUGUCUCAAUACUUCGCGAUCUGACAUGACAUCUCAUAUUGAUAUUACUAAAUGUUAUAAAUCUGAUAUUGUUUUAUUGUACUUGAGUGGUGUAUUCAUCAUCACGAUAUACUGCAAAGAAUAUUCUGAAACUACACCAAUGGGAGAAUAUAUUUUAGAGCUUACUAGACGGGGGCAACCUUUAUAAGAUAAAUGGACAGUAGUAUAUUUGUCAACUCUUUACUAUACCUACAGACGUGUUUGGGGAUUUGACUGAAACGUUUUGUCUAUAUGUUGCAAUUAACGAUAAUUACAGUAAGAAUGAAUAUACAUUAAAUCAUAUCUGAAUCAUCUCUAUUUCGUUUGUCUCCUUUCAACUAAUGUAUUUUUCUAUUUAUAAUAAUAUUAUCUAGUCAUUUUGGAAAUGAAUAUACUAUAUAUUUACAUUAGGCUAAUGUGGGUUGUUUUCCAGACGCAAGUCAAUUGAAAAAAGACGCACCGCAAAAGACACGCUUUUGCUUGGAAAUAAUACUUGCAUAGUAGUGGCUUAUUUCAGGAAAUAAGUCCUAAAUGGUGCAGUUGAUAUGGAGCUUCUAGUCUUCUUAUAACAUUUUCUAGAAUGCGUCGUAUUGGUAGAAUACAAAUUCAAUUAU
Coregonus sp. 'balchen' is the source of this 2820-nucleotide messenger RNA. Lineage: Eukaryota; Metazoa; Chordata; Actinopteri; Salmoniformes; Salmonidae. The record is from the annotation of a GenBank genome assembly.